UGGGCUUGUUUUUAAUAUGAUUUGUGGCAUGGAAAUGAAGGCGUGUGGCAUUCCUUACCAGUGCCCCUGGAAAAUUAUCCGCAUGCAAUUGAGAAAUUCUAUCCACAAACUUCAACUAGACCAACACCCAAGGACUAGUAUUCAUGGCUUUAACUAAAACUUCUAAACAAGACUGAACUUUCUCAUCUGUUUUGGUAGCUUCAACAAUGCCAUCAGCUGUGGUUGCAGGGUCCUCCUCUUCUUGCUCUGCCACCUUCACCAGGAGCCACUCCAUCAAAACCCCUCCAACCAGAUCCACAAAACCAAUAAUAUCCUCUCCAUUACAGAGAACUGCUUUUCGAGGUCUAUCACUUCAAGAUGCCAAAAGGGGUUCCUCGGAAAUGUUCAUAGCUGAAAAGAAGAACAGUUUCACCAAUGCAAGAAAAGGGCUGCAGAUCACUGCAAGAACAGCUGGGGCUUCAAAGACUAUUGAGGUUGAGGUUGACAAGCCACUAGGCCUCACUCUGGGUCAAAAGGAUGGUGGUGGUGUGGUCAUCACGGCUGUAGAUGGAGGUGGGAAUGCUGCUAAAGCAGGGUUGAAAGCCGGGGAUCAAGUGCUGUACACUAGCAGUUUCUUUGGGGAUGAACUUUGGCCUGCUGAUAAGCUGGGAUUCACUAAAACUGCCAUCCAAGCAAAACCAGAAUCUGUCUACUUUGUUGUUAACAGAGGUGUAGAAGUAGAUAUUAAAAAACUAACAAAGCGUCCAGCUCCUCCCCGCUUUGGAAGGAAGCUAACUGAUGCUCAGAAGGCUAGAGCUACUCACAUAUGCCUCGACUGUGGAUACAUUUACACUGCGCAGAAACCUUUUGAUGAGCAGCCGGAUACAUAUGUAUGCCCACAAUGUAGAGCACCAAAAAAAAGGUUUGCAAGAUAUGAUGUGAAUACUGGAAAAGCAAUAGGAGGUGGUUUGCCUCCAAUUGGGGUCAUUAUUGGGCUGUUGGCUGGUGUUGGUGCAGUUGGUGCAUUGCUUGUUUAUGGUCUUCAAUGAGGCAGUUAUUGUAUUAAUCUCUAAAGUUUUUAUUACCUACCCCAGUAUUCUGGGAUAUUUUCGUGUUCUGCGAAAUUAAUAUUCAAGUGUAAAUCUACAGGUUUGUUUAAUCCCAGUAAAAAAAAAAUGCUUAGUGAUCAA
Molecule: messenger RNA, 1169 nt
Organism: Hevea brasiliensis (rubber tree)
Lineage: Eukaryota; Viridiplantae; Streptophyta; Magnoliopsida; Malpighiales; Euphorbiaceae
Exons: 6
Coding region: 207-1028 (273 amino acids)
Molecular function (GO): protein binding; iron ion binding
Source: RefSeq, a predicted model, not a curated record